Molecule: messenger RNA, 7420 nt
Organism: Sitodiplosis mosellana (orange wheat blossom midge)
Lineage: Eukaryota; Metazoa; Arthropoda; Insecta; Diptera; Cecidomyiidae
Gene: dsx
Product: protein doublesex
Exons: 5
Coding region: 1122-2207 (361 amino acids)
Biological process (GO): sex differentiation; regulation of transcription by RNA polymerase II
Cellular component (GO): nucleus
Molecular function (GO): DNA-binding transcription factor activity, RNA polymerase II-specific; RNA polymerase II cis-regulatory region sequence-specific DNA binding
Source: RefSeq, a predicted model, not a curated record
AACAUAUAUAUAUAUAUAUACAUAUACGAUAUAGAGCGCUCAAAGCACACCACACACAACUCACACAGUACACACUAUGCUCACAACACACCGCUCUCUCUCACAUAUAACAGCAGCCAGAGCAAGCACACACAGCGAGAGAGCGCGAAACAUUUGACUGACGUGAUUCUCGGACUUUGUAUGUACCGUCUCGUUGAGGCAUUCAGUCAUCAACUGAUACUACUCGAAUCAAAUUGAUUGCACUGCUCGAAAUAACUGAACGCCAGUGUAUUAUUGUUGCGCGCUGUUCACAAACUCUAUGUUUUCGCUACGCCACGGUACGGAAAGGCAACAGUUUUUUUUUUCUCGCAGUGGUCUUCAUAUUAAUUGCGAAUUCGCACACAAUCUAUUCGACGGAAAAUAACAUUCGAAAUAAAACAAAGUAACAACAUUUCAAAUUUAAAAAAAAAAUAAAUAAAAUUGAAGAAAAAAUCAGAAAAAAAAAACACAUUUAUGCAGUACAUCUGAACAACGAAGAAGAAGAAGAGAAAAAUAUACGAACGAUCCACACGAUAAAUGCAUUAAAAAUAAAAACAUUGUCGUCGCCGUCGUGGUCGUCAAGCGACACAUUUUCACGCGCCGUGUUUUUGAUUCGGUUCACAAACAGUGUGCACUUUGCAGUUUUUGAAAGAAAAUUUCAUUUGACUCUUUUUUUGAUUUGGUUUUUCAAUUUUAAAUUAUUUGUUACUGUUAACAUUUGUGCACACAUAACGCGAUCUGCAACAGCAACAUCGACAGCUACAUCAACACCAAGCAAAACGAAACUGCACAAACAACAGCGGUUACGCGGCGGUAGUGAUUUCGCGCAGUCAGAAUUAACGGACAACGAAGAGCAGUCAACAAGAGAGUUCGUCGCAUCAAAGAACGUAUGCUAUACGUUCUUUGCAACCAAUUUUUUUUAACUACUUUAACUUCUAAUUCUUUCCUCUCACCAAAUUGACAAAUCAAACGGCGGAUUUUCGGACUAUUGAAACGGAACGUAGAAAGAGGGAGAGAGAGAGAGAGAAUAGACGGAAGAAACCAGUUGAAACGCAUAUAAACAUAUAUCUUUUUGAAAUCAUAUAAGUUAAGUCGUCGUCUGAAUGCCAUCGGAAGACAGUUGGAACGACAUCAGAGACAUGUCGGACUCAGAAAUGAUGGAUUCGAAGAACGAUAUAUGCGGCACAUCGAAUUCCAAUUCAGCAUCCACAUCAUCACGAACGCCACCGAAUUGUGCACGAUGUCGAAAUCAUGGCGAUAAAGUUGAAUUAAAAGGCCAUAAACGAUACUGCAAAUACCGUUACUGUAAUUGUGACAAGUGCAAUUUGACGGCCGAACGACAACGUGUUAUGGCAUUACAAACGGCCUUGCGCCGUGCCCAGGCCCAAGAUGAAGCGCGUGCACUUCAGAUCGGUUUUGAAUCUGAUCCAAAAGUUCGGACAACGGCAGCACAACCCCUUCCGACCGCUUUAAGCGUUCAAUAUGCGUUCAGUAAUUUGAGCAAGUCAAGCAAAAAAGAUGACACACAUUUCCAACAAUCGCCACCGCCACCUCCACAGAAUUCAGCGGUGUCUGUGGCUGCUGCUGCUGCAGCAGCGGCGGCCGCCGCCGCAGCCAAUCGAUCUCUGGAAGAGCAAUGUGACUCCUCAUCGGCCACCACAACAUCAUCGGCUGGUAUUGUCGUACCGAUUCCGAUGCAGCGAGCCAAAAUUGGCUCGUUACAUCCACCCGUCAGCAGUCAUACGGUUCCACCUACCGUCGACAAUGCGGACAUGCUUUUAGAAAAAAGUCAAAAGAUGAUCGAGAGAUUUAACUAUCCAUGGGAAAUGAUGCCAUUAUUGUAUGUUAUCCUAAAAUAUGCGAACGGUGAUCUCGAAGAGGCAACAAAUCAGCUAAGCGAAGCUCGAAACACGGUCCAUCGAUCGGCAUAUCAUAAAUUGCUUCUAGAUAGUUACAUGCGAAUGAUUUCGAACGAUGCACCAACAUACAUCGGUUCCAGUCCGUCACCGUUAAUCAUGUCAAAUCAAUUUGAUUUCAUUUCGGAUCGUCGUUGCCGUUCAAAGUCGCCACCACCACGUUUGCCAUCGUCACUCACAUUUGGAAAGCUAGAUUAUUUGUACAAUGGUGCUGCCCACAACUUGCAGUAUGCGAAAAAAUUGCGAAAUCGCUGUGAUCAAAUGUCAACGUAGCCGAGCUAUUUGUGAGAAAGAAACAACCGUUUUCAAUGUUAAAUAAAUUUUUUGACGUAUUCGAACGUGUAUUUUGCCGAGGCUCCAGCCAACUUCCAUGGUUUCGUUGAAUUAAAAUAAAACAACAACAACAAAAACUAAGAACACAAAAUAUAUGUUUCAUAUUUCAUUGUACAAAAAAAGAACCUGGGAAAAAGAAAAGAUUGUUUAAACUAAACAAAAUAAAGUGAAACAACUAUCAUGUCAUAUUAAACCGAUAGCAAAUAAUCGAAACAUGUAAUUAAAAAGAAGGCUAAACCCGUUAAUUGUAUACAGCCACGACAAUGUGUAACGCAUAACAAUUUAAUAUCAAUAAUCUGGCUUUUCUUGUAGUAUUUAAUGAUACUCUUCGCUAUUCAACGCCACUCUUAACCCAUGUAAUUAUUAUUAUACUAGGGGAAUUUCGCUAACGUUUUCUGUUUUUAUUUUCAACUCAAAAAUAAACAGUAAUUACGAACCAACCAAUAAUUGGGGAUGAUUUUAAUGAAAACAAGAGAAAAAAUACAAUUUAAAAUCUAAUAUUUAAAUAACAGAAAAAAAAACGAUUAGCGAUAUUCCUCUUGUUACCCUGUUUUUUCCAACAAAGGGUUAUUGAUUGUUUCUUUUUGUUUUCCCUUGGCAUGCUUUUUAACUAAAAUUGUUUAGUGGAUGAGAUAAUUGGACGGAAUGCAAUCUAUGUGCAUCACAUAGUAUAUGCUUCGAUUGAAUCGACUUGAGUGCGUUAAACAAAAAAAAAACAUAUAAUCGUAAAGUUAGGCUCUACAGUCAUAUAAAUGAAACGAAAUGGAAGAUAUAGAAAUGAAAACCAAUGAAACCGGGUGCAUAUACAGAAACAGCAACAACAAAAAUGUUCAAAAUCAACGGAGUUAAGGGAACAACAAGUGAUCUCGUUCAACGUGAGAUUCAAGUAUUGUCUCUUUCUUUUAAGAAAAAAAAAACUGGUGCUCCUCGUAUACACUUUGUAUUCAUAUUUUUGGCUCUUACAUGUACGUCCAUAGAAAACAACCGAAAAUUUCUUUCUAAUAAAACCAGAAAAAAAACAACAAUUCAUAUAUUUAUUGAACAAACAAACAAAAAUCUAAACAGAAAAAAUAUUAAAACAAUUUGUAACAACUAAGUGACAGGAUUCAGUGAAGAAGAAAAAAAUACACACAAUUUUAUCAUAGCCAAAUAUAUCCUAAAUAUGUAAACAUAGAAUAAAUUGUAGAAUGUUUUGUCUCAUAAACAGAAGAACGGAAAGCAAAUAGAAAAACGAAAAUAUUUUGCACAAAAUCCAUCAUUACAGCACUAAAAACACAAACACACGGAUUUGAAUAAAAAAAAAAGAUUAGAGUGAAAAAUUCCAGUUUAAGAUGCGAAUUUUCAUCGUUGCUUCAUGUCGACUGACUUUUUGAAACGACAGUCUUUCCAUUGAAAUAUCAAUCGAAUCGUGAUUGAAAUACAUUUUGAGCAAAAGAAGCUCAAAUGGAUGUCUACCAAUUUAAAAUCGAAAAUAAAAACAAACGAGUGAACGAAUUGAAUUUAGUCUUGAGAAAAGCUUGAAUAUAUAUACUGUUGCAACGUAGAAUGUUCAACAGUAACAAUCAAGUAUACAUACGGGAACAGGCACAAACAAAUGCAGACACACAACGAAAUCUAUGAAUUGAACAAACCCGAAUGGUUCAACAAUAUUUGAAUACAUUCACUAUCAAUAAACUACGAACAAAUAAAAUUCAACAGCACAUUUAAACUCUUUUGAUCUUUACGUGGAUAAACCAAUUUAACAUAUGACAAUUGUAUGAGGCAGCCAUUUUGCUUCUUUAUUUCGAUGUUAUUUAUGUCUAUAGAAAUGGUACAUUUUUUCUAACCGAAAGAAAAAACAAAACGAACGUAUUCGAUCGAUUCAGAUUGUACAUAGGUGAACCAUUUCAACCGGAUUUCAAUUGAAGUCCAUUCAAAUUCAGAUUAAAAAGCAAAUAAAAGAAGUCAACAAGGAAAGAAUUAAAUUUCAGGAUGAAAGGAUGACUUAAAGCGUUUCAAUUCACACAAUUUCAAACAUUUGAAACAAAAUUACUUCUAAUGGAAUGAUCGAUCCAUUUUGACCGAACGGCGAGGCGAAUCCAAUUGGUGAAAGCAUUAAAUGUUCUAAAUGUUAAAUCUAAUCACAAGGACGACAAAAAAAAUACUCAUGAAAAAAAAAAUAUCGGCAUUGAAGCAAAGAAAAAACUAUUUCUAAAACAAAUUCAGCAAAUGCAUUUUUAAAUUGGGUCGUUAAUUUUUUUUUUCUUCUCUCUUAUUUUGGAACAAUACACACAAGUGAUAUUUCAAUCAUGAUUCCAAAAUUCAUUGAAAUUCUGUUUUUUUCUUCUAAAAUUAAUAAUAUACGAAUACCAAAAAUUUACUACUAGUGUACGUGGAUACGUAAAAACACACUCUGCUAAUCAUUUUUUUUUAAAGAGCGGAGGCUAAAUUAAUCGGCGAAUAUUUAGAAACGAUUGGAAAAAAACGACAAAUUAAUCGGCAAACAAAAUUUUUGAUAAAAAUAAAUAUAUAUUUUUGAUAAUCAUUUUAUUUAUGUUACUUAAUCGGACAAAUGAGACAAUAUUUUGUUUUUGGCUUUUGUCGCAAAAAAUUUUCUUCUUCCCUUCGACGUGUCUUAUUUUUAAUACGAAACUAAACAAAAAAAAUCGAUUUAAAUUGGAACAAUUAGAAAAAUAAAAUCGAAAUUCUAAGCGAUAAUUUUGACAAUGAAACGAUCUGCUAUUUUAAAGAGAAACCUAAAUUAUUGUGAUUUUGUGCUAGAAUUUAAUAAAACGAAAUUUGAAAUUUGGGACACCAACGAAAUUAUGCAUAGUUAUUAAGAAAUUUUAACGACACAAAAGAGUCAAAUUUUCAUUUUUUUGUAGAGAAUAGGAAUGUUACAUCUGUUUUCUGUCUUAUUUAUUCAAUUCAGAAGCAAACGGAUUAAAUGUGUCUAGCCGGUCUGAAUUUCGAGUUUUUUUUUUCUUCAUUAAACGAAAUUCGUAAUUGAAUUAAAUAAGAUUUAAACGGAUGAAACGCUGAAUAUGAAAAUGAUUACAUUUGAAUUUACGAACGAAGAUAACAUAGAGCAAAUGCAUUUGUCAACCAUAUUUUCAAAACAAACAAAAAUCAAUUUGAAGUAAUCCCGUGUACGAAUCUCUGAACAAACAUUUUACCAGCUAUUCUUGUUGUAUAGCAAAAUAUAGGCUUUCUUCAAAAGGCGUCGCAAAAAUGCAUUUUCAUUUAUGCAUCAAUAUUUUCAAUAAACCGGUUUGAAACACAGAGAUACAAGUUGCACCGAAAGAGAAAACAAAAACGCAUCUAAAUAAAACACAGCAUAGGAAAAUGAAUAAUCAUUUUGACAUUCUGAUCAAAUGUCUGAUUCAAGAAGGUUGUAAAGGAUUACACAUAGUGUAGAAAUGAUCGAAUGCUAAAUUUUCUCGAUGUUUGUCUUUAAAUGGGAAUUGCGUUCAAUGGUGCUAAUAAUAUAAAAUCAAUCAUAAACCGUAAUGAAUACGCUAAAGCGAUUCGACAUACAGGUUCGGAUAAAAUCCUUGCCAAACAUUGAACUCAAAUCCUCUAUUUUAUUUGUUUAUCGGUGCAUCAUCAUCAACAACUGCAGCAACAAUAACGACGGAAAAAUAAAAAGAAAGGAGGAAAUAUGAACGAAGCAAAUAAGCCAAUGGUCACAUCUAAUUAAUAAUAAAUGUACUUCGGCAUACCUUUAAAAUAAAGUCAAUGUAUCUAGAUUUAUUCAAAUAUCAAGAGACACACAAAUAAUUCAAAACAUAUAUACACACACACAAACACACACCCACAACACAAACACACACUUAAGAUUAAAGGUACUACCAAAAAAAUUAAAUCAACGAAUUUACUAGCUAUUUAUGUGGAAUAUAAAUUGUAGUUAAUUUAGCAUUAUACACAAUAGAAACAACAAAUACAUUUUUUUAUGCAUGUACAAGUUGUACGAAUGUUAUAUUUUAAGUGAAUUUACUUGUAUUUCAGGCUUGAGCAAAUCUGAUACAGAAAAUGAAUCAUUUGCAACGUCAACAACAACAACAACAACAACAAAAUACUGAAGCAAACACAGAUAUUCACAUGCAUUUCUCAUUCAAAUGUAUGUUUCCUUGGAUUGCUCCGAACUUUGUUGAAAAAAAAUAUAAUGAGAGAGAGACAGAAUAAAAGAAAAACACAUACACAAACAAACAAAUAAUUAUCCAGUCUGAAUAAUGUAAAUAAUUCUCUAAUUUUAAUACAAAUAAAAUCAUUGAACGAAUUUGUAGGAUGAUUAUCAAUUGGAUGAAGAAUUGAUUUUCGAGAUAUAAGAUAAUUACUAUUAAGUUGUGCUGAUUUGAUUUAUAAUCAAACCGAAUUGGAUAACCGAAACUGUUGAAUAAGAACACGGUUAAAACAAAAAAACCAAUUUACAUUAUGAAUGAAAUGCGAAGAUUCGAUGCUGAAAACAACACAAAAAGAUCCAGUCCUCAAUAAGAGGCUCAUUUGACUUUGAUGAGACUUGAGAUUUUUUAUUCGAUUCGUUUUGUUCAUUUCAAUAAGAUUUCGAUGCACAAAACCAUUCAUUCAUAUGGAAAAGCAAAAUAUCGAUCCAGUUUAUGAGUGAAAUUCCGUUUUAAUUUCUUUUUAUUUUCUGGUGGAAUAAAUUUGGACUCCUUCAACUCAAACAAAACGAAGAGAAGAUAAAAAAAAAUAUCCAAUUAAGUAAGUUAAAUGAGUAAUAACGAGCGAUAAAUAAAUGAUAGUUCACCGCCCAGAUUGAAACCAUUGACAGAAAAUGGAUUCACACCAAUAGAAAUCAACGAAUUUAUUAGAUCUUCAUGUAAAUUAAAAAAAAAAAUAAACAACCAGACUAAACAGACACCUGCAUUAUUAUUCGCAUUGAACUAACUCUAAUUCUCUAAUACAAAUUUGAUGUUUAUUCAAAACAAAACCCCCCCCACACACACACAUACACACAUACACACGAGAACAAAAAAAUAAUUAAAAUAUUUCAUACAACUUUGACGUCAAUGUAUUUAAAUAAAAUAAUAACAAUUUAUUGUGAAAAGUAGCUCUUUAAUUGAUAUAUUUCGAAUUGUAAUUAACUUCAGUACCUUAAAUGUUUCAGAAGUUCCGAAUAAAAAUAAUUACGAUUUUCUGCUUUUUGUGACAAA